AUGGAUUCCACAGGGAAGCAUGCUUUAAUCUUUGGCGCGUCGGGGAUAUCGGGUUGGUCUCUGAUGAACCAGACUCUUACCUAUCCCACUCCAACAACAUUCCGACGGAUAACUGGCCUGUGCAAUCGACCAUUGUCCAAGAAAGAUACUCUCCUGGCCAAUGAUCCGCGCCUUAAUAUCAUCAGUGGGAUUGACCUGACCAGUUCAGUUGAGGAGAUCAUCGACCAGCUGAAGUCGAAAGUCGAGGAGGUAGAGACGGUCGAUAUUGUGUUCUUUUGCGCAUACAUCCAAACAAACGACUUUCAGUCCCUGAAGAAAGUCAACACCGACCUUCUCCGCGCUGCCAUCCUUGCCAUCAGUGCCGCCGCGCCGAACCUCGAGGCCGUCAUCCUCCAGACUGGCGGCAAAGGCUACGGACUGGAAUUUCCUAAAGAGAUUAACAUUCAGCCACCUCUCCAUGAACAAAUGCCUCGGAUUCCUGAGCCUUGGCAAAGCAAUAUCUUCUACUACGACCAGUAUGAUCUCCUGAUGGAGCUUUCCAAGGGCUCCAGAUGGACCUUUUCGGAAAUCCGACCUGAUGGUAUCGUGGGAUUUGCUCCCAGCUCGAAUGCCAUGAACAUGGCGUAUGGAAUUGCUUUCUAUCUAACCCUCUACCGGGAGAUCUAUGGGGCCGGAGCAGCUGUUGCGUUCCCCGGCAAGCCCCAUGGAUACCGAUCCACACAUAGCGACACUUUCCAAGACAUUCUUUCCAAGAUGGAGAUUUUCGCCGCCCUGAACCGAGACAAAUGUCCGAAUGGAUCAUCCUUUAACAGUGCAGACGGUGAGACGGUGUCGUGGGAGCAGGUAUGGCCUGGUAUAUGCUCCUAUUUUGGCCUCGUGGGCACUGAACCCCGUGACGGCCAGGCCAGUAUGAAGGAAUUUGUACAUGAGCACCAUGGUACUUGGAACCGUCUGAUGGAGAGACAUGGCUUGAAAAGAGGGCUUAUUGAAAACCAGAAUUGGGGACACACUCAGUUUAUGCUGGUUGAUUUUGACUUUGACAGGGAAUACUCUCUUGAGAAGGCCCGUGACGUUGGCUUUAAGGAGUCAAUAGCCACAGUUGUCGGGUACACAACGGUGUUUGAUCGCAUGGUUCAGGCGAAUAUAAUACCAUCGGUUCAUUCCUGA
Aspergillus pseudotamarii is the source of this 1167-nucleotide messenger RNA. RefSeq names its product SDR family oxidoreductase. The record is from RefSeq and is a predicted model, not a curated record. The coding region runs from base 1 to 1167 and encodes 388 amino acids. Lineage: Eukaryota; Fungi; Ascomycota; Eurotiomycetes; Eurotiales; Aspergillaceae. The transcript is spliced from 3 exons.